GCGCUCAACAUUUUCAUUUCCCCGCUUGAACCUAAAAAUUUCGGCUUUUGGUUUGCACUAACCUAAAAAUGUCACUCUUCUUCCUCUUCCCUUCUUCAAUCUAAGACUCACUGCACUCAAAAAAUUCACCCAACUUCCAGAUUCACCGACUACCGAGUAACUCUUCGCCUCCUCUCUCCUCGAACACCCACGGUUCCGGUGGGUUACUUCACGCCGUACGUCCACCUCUCUCCUCUGGGCUUAGAGUUAGGGUUUGGUGGUUCACUUUUUUUUCCUCUUCAGAUGUCAUAUAGACGUAGAGGUGGCUUGAAUGGGAGGGGUGCCAUCAUUCGACCUCCAGGAUACCGGUCUAAUGGCCUAACAAAUACUCACAGUACGGUUGAAGAUACUCCAGAUCAGCUGCCAAAUUAUGGGCAUGUGGCAGAAGAAACCACACUGAAUCAUGUGCGUAAUUCAAGGUACCAGGCAGCAGCAAGCAUGGUACACCAUGUGCCUAAUUCCUUGAUACAGGCAGCAACAAACACCAGUCACCAAGCAGCAGCAAGCAUCUGUCACACUUUUCACUAGGCAACAACAAACACGACAAUGGAAGCAACUAACACAACUCGUCAGUUGCCAAACACAGUCCACCAGGUGCUCCGUCAAGUGCCCCAUCAGGUGCCCCACACUAUCCCCCUCCACAAUGCUGAUGUAGGAAAUAAUCAUGAGACAAUCACAAACAUAACUGAUGAGACAAGUAACCCUGAAAAGGACGAACAUGUGCUGCACCCUGAUGGGUUAUGGUUCCCCCAUCGUGCUGUGGUUAAUAAGGUUUCAGCGACAUCUUAUAAGUCAUAUUUUAAGGGACCCUAUUGCAAUUGGAAGAUGACUCCUCCACAAGUUCAACAGAGGUGGUGGAAUGCUUUCAAGCACGAGUUCUCUUGGGAUCCAUCAGUAGCUAAACUUGUUAAGAAGGGAUGGAAAUCGAAGGUCAGUAGGCGCCUUACUGGUAUAGUGUCAAAGGUAUGCAAUGAACCUGACUACCAAGCUGAAUGGUGUCCUCCUACCGUAAGGGAAGAAAUGAUUCGGAUUAGAUCAGAAGAGGAGAACAAAAAAAAAGCAGAGCAAUGUAAGAAAAAUCGGGAUGGAAAUGGAGACCCAAAGAUUCGCCAUCGCCAAGGAUCCAUAUCUACAGACGAAGUGAGGCUAAAAUUGGAAAAGAAGCUGGGAUAUCAACCAUCUCCAUCUGAGGUCUACUAUGAAACUCAUGCGGAUAGUGGUGGCUGCUUUGUUAAUGCUAAGGCAGAAGCUGUGUGGAAAGAUUUCAUAGGUAGAAAAACCGCAAAUCUACAAUGUGAAGUUGAGAAUCGAAAGACAGAAGAUGAGUUGUUCCUUGAAGCUACGGGUGGGUAGAGUGAAAAGGGAAGGAUAUUUGGUUUGGGGGCAGCUGCUAACUCUUUCUAUGAGAGACCCGGAGAUAGGAGGACCAAAAAAUCACGAACAAAUUAUGCAAUGGAGCAAAAGAGAGAGCUUGAUGAAACUAAGGAGAACCUUGCUGAAACUCAAGAGAACCUUGCUGAAACUCAAAAAAGACUUGCCGAAACUCAAAGAAUUGUGGAGGAUCUUCAUGAACAAUUUCGACUUAUUGUGCAAGCCAACAAUCUCUCGACCACUCCUACUUCUACGUCGUAGAUGGAUGACCGCAACCUUGGACUGAAGAUUGCUUUUUGGAAUGAAGGUGGUUUUUUUGUACAUGCUGUGAAGCCUGAUGUUAUUUUAUUUAGCAUGCAUAGUACUUCUAAAAUAGGCCUCAAGGUAUUAUAUUUGUGAUUAAAGGUACUAAUUAUUAACCUUAGUUAAUUAGAGGGGCUGCCUUUGUAUAGUGGUACAAGCUCCUCCACUUGUUGGCUACUUUCUAAGCUUGGUUAAUUAGAAAAAAUACUAAGUACAGGGGCAACUUUUGUGGUACAUGAUGUUACCUUUGACAUACUUUAUAACUAUCUCAACUGUCGUAGACCAUAUCCCACAAGACUUUUGGGCUCCUUUUUUUUUU
Molecule: messenger RNA, 2032 nt
Organism: Spinacia oleracea (spinach)
Lineage: Eukaryota; Viridiplantae; Streptophyta; Magnoliopsida; Caryophyllales; Amaranthaceae
Exons: 6
Coding region: 586-1392 (268 amino acids)
Source: RefSeq, a predicted model, not a curated record